Messenger RNA from Gamsiella multidivaricata, 2885 nucleotides. RefSeq names its product RNA12 protein-domain-containing protein. The transcript is spliced from 9 exons. NCBI's taxonomy places the organism in Eukaryota, Fungi, Mortierellomycota, Mortierellomycetes, Mortierellales, Mortierellaceae. Bases 72 to 2756 code for a protein of 894 amino acids. Gene Ontology annotation, cellular component: mitochondrial inner membrane. The record is from RefSeq and is a predicted model, not a curated record. Gene Ontology annotation, molecular function: RNA binding.
CCCAUCCUCGAUCCACACAUCACCUCCGCUGCCCUCCAUCCCUCUCGAAAAGUAAAGAGCACGACGGGCCAAUGUAUCGCGCUGCCACAUUCUGCAGGCCGUCAAUGCGCCUGAACUCGGCUCCUGCGUUUGCAUGUCGCCAGGUUCUAUUCCCGACGUCUUUUACCCCCACAACUGCAGCAUCGGCAACAACCGUGCGCACUCUCAGGAGCGUACCUACAGCACCAGCAGUCCGUCAUUUCACACCAACUAUCUCUGUUCAACCAGCCCCUUAUCUUCGCACUAAAGCCGUCAAUGGUACAAAGACUGCAGCACGCAAGUACACAACCGAAUCGUCUGUUGUCGUAGAAGAAGAGCUUCCUUUGCAAUACGGGAUGCUGUACUUUGACAAUGCAUACCCGCUGAAGAUGGGAUGGUGGGACAUUCGAUAUUCGCUUCUACGACCUGGAUGGAAAUCCCUCGAGCGCAAAGCUAAGAUGGAACUGGUCCCACCCGAGAAUGCCAUGCCCUUCCACUUCAAGAUCGGUGGUAUUGAGCCGCGGCUGAAGGACGGAGGAAUGUUUGUGCAUUUUUCAUAUGUCCGUCCGAGCUCAUACACCACACGGGAGGCACUUAAAGAGAUCGAAAGCCGUUGUGAACAGCACCUUAUCAGCCACGAUCACUACAUGUGGUUCAACUUUCAAAAGGUGCGAGCCUUUCUUGUCAAGGGAGCCCCCUUCCUGGAGGACAUGGCCAGUCGAUAUCCAACUAGCAGAAUCCGGAUCGAGUAUACCGGCGAUCUCAACGUCGAAGGUCUCUACGCACUCUUCCGAAAGUACGGCAAAAUCAUGGACAUUGUGAUGCUUCCGCCAGUCAAAGACAUGCCCAAACAGGCUAUCGUCCAGUACUCAUUCAUGCGCGCUUCCACCAGUGCUAAGAGCUGUUUACAUGGUUCGGAGAUCAAUGGCGUACGACUGAAUGUGACAUACGAGAGAACGCUGCAAGGAAAUGCAAUUUGGACAUGGCUGACAAAUCAUCCUAGGAUCACCGUGCCUCUCGGCGGUAUGGCGCUUGCUGGAGUUUCGUUUGUCAUCUUUGAUCCUAUGCGAGUAUUCAGCAUGCAUGCCAAGAUCACACAGUUGUUCAAUAUGAACGAGUAUCUGAUCCUGAAAUGGCUGCGCAAGGAGACUAUCGGGCGCCUCACCCGUGCGCCAAUCGAUCCAUCGCAGGCGACAGGAUGGCGCGAGCGAGAACAGGAGGAAGAACGACUCCGCAACUGGCUACUUAUUCCACCAGAGUCGUUCGCAAUUAUCCAUGGCCCUCGAGGCGCAGGAAAGACCGAGAUGGUUGAUUAUGUGAUCAAGGACAAGAAGCACAAAGUAGUUAUCAGCUGUGAAGAGUUGGCCAACGCCAGAAGCGAAAGCGAGGUCUUGACGAACCUGGCUAAACAAGUCGGUUACGUCCCCUUGUUCCAGUUCAUGUCCACCAUCAACAACAUGAUGGACAUGGCUAUUACUGCUACAACUGGACAAAAAGCAGGUCUGUCCGCAACGUUCGAGGGGCAGAUGAAAAAGAUUCUGGAUACCUUGACCAUUGCCAUCCAACAGGCAUCACCGACAAAGAACAUGUCCAGCUACUCGCCCGAGGCUAUCAUGAAGAAGAUCGAGGCCACCAUUGAAGAAAAGGCCCGACAUGAGGAGAUGAUCAAGGCUGGCGAAUGCGGCACAUCGACCCAUACUCUAGAAUCGAGGCGAGCUGCCAGGGCCAGGGCCAAGAAGAGACGGCAGGAAGGAGAAGAUACCAAGUGGGUCGACCCUGAUGAAAUCCCUAUCAUCGUGAUCGAUGGAUACAUGUCCAGGGAGAAGGGGCCCCAUACUAAGGAACUGUGGACUUACUUGGCCGACUGGGCUGCAGUCUUGGUCGAGAAUCAUGUUGCACAUGUCGUGUUCUUGACCAACAAUGUCGCGGCUGCCAAGCCCUUGGCUAAGGCUUUGCCAAACAUGACAUUCGAAACAAUCGUGUUGGCAGAUGCGAGUCUGGAGUCUGCCCUCGAGUAUGUGUACAAACAUUUAGACAGAGAUGAAUUUCCCGACUUGAUCAAAUCCGUCCAGACGAUCGGAGGACGUUUGACAGACCUGGAGCUCUUUGUCCAAAAGAUCAAGAGCGGCUUGAGUCCUGAAGAUGCGGUGAAUGAUAUCCGGGGGCGAGCGGUCGUUGAGGUCAGGAAAAGUGCCUUUGACUUCGAUAGCACUGAUGGCAGGACAUUGAGCUGGACGCCGAUUCAAUUCUGGGCUGUCAUGAAGCAGCUUGCAGCAGGCGAGGCGGCCAACUUUGACGAGCUUAAGAUUCAUUCGCUGUUCAAGAACGACGAGUCGCCUUUCGCAGCCAUGGAGCAAGCUGAACUCAUCACUAUCGUGCACAGAAAUGGGCGACCAUAUGCUCUUCGUCCUGGUAAACCAAUCUACCGCGCAGCAUUCCAGGAGAUCCUCUCCGACAUUGGUUUCAACGCUGUGAUGGAGCUCGAGUCCGCGACAUUCCUCGAGAAGGAAGAGAUGGUUAAGGUCGCAAAAUGGGAGGCGGAGCUGAAGGAGCUCUCAAAUCUGUUGCACAAGGACGGAUCCUGGUUGUUCGGAGGCAGAAGCGUCCCCAAGGAGGUUGAUACCCGCGUCAAAUGGCUGAUGAAAAAGCUGGCCGAGUCGCAUGCCAGGGUCGAGGCAUAUGAGCAGAAGGCGUCUGAGGCCAAGAAGAUUGUCGCGAAUCUCGGUGUGUCGAUGUAAAGACGAGUGAGAUAGAGCACAGCCAUACAGGCAUCAUUAUAGAAAGUAGAACAGUGGUCCUUUGAAAGGCCAUGUAUGCCAAGAAAAAAAAUAUAUCACAGAGCAUUAAAAUGAAAUGAUAAAUUCGAG